AUGUCGUCCGAGGGAGGGUUAAAAAUUGAAUCUAACGAAUCUGUAGAAUUUCUUACCAAAGAAGCAGAAAAUUUAAAAGCUAAAUUGGAAGAAGAGAGACAGAAAUUAAAUGAUGUUACAUUAUCUUCAGUUGCUGAUAGACUGGAAGUUAUUACUUUUUUGAAUAUAAAGCCAAGAAGAUUACUUAAAGGACAUCAGGCUAAAGUAUUAUGUUCGGAUUGGUCUCCAGAUAAAAGGCAUUUGGUAUCUUCAUCACAGGAUGGAAAAAUGAUUAUUUGGGAUGCAUUUACAACUAACAAAGAGCAUGCUGUUACCAUGCCAACUACUUGGGUGAUGGCUUGUGCUUAUGCUCCUUCUGGAAAUUUGGUUGCAUGCGGGGGAUUAGAUAAUAAAGUAACAGUUUACCCUCUUAGUCUUGAAGAAGAUGUAACUGUAAAAAAAAAAACAGUUGGGACACAUAUGAGCUACACAUCUUGUUGUACUUUCCCCAAUUCUGAUCAGCAGAUUUUAACUGGAAGCGGUGAUUCUACUUGUGCUUUAUGGGAUGUUGAAUCGGGUCAACUCCUACAAAGUUUUCACGGUCACAAUGGGGAUGUUAUGUCUUUAGAUUUGGCACCAUCUGAAACAGGUAAUACUUUUGCCUCUGGUAGCUGUGACAAAAUGGUUCUUAUAUGGGACAUGAGAACUGGCCAAAGUGUUCAAUCCUUUGAAGGACAUCAGUCGGACAUCAAUAGUGUCAAAUAUCAUCCGAGUGGUGAUGCUGUCGCAACAGGUUCUGAUGAUGCCACCUGCCGCCUUUUUGAUCUUAGAGCAGACAAAGAAGUUGCUAUUUAUACCAAAGAAAGCAUUAUAUUCGGUGCUAAUUCCGUUGAUUUUUCAGUUAGUGGUCGUUUAUUAUUUGCCGGGUAUAAUGAUUACACAAUUAAUAUUUGGGAUUCUCUCAAAUGUGUUAGAAUCAGUUUAUUGUACGGUCACGAAAAUAGAGUGUCUUGUUUGCAAGUUUCUCCGGAUGGAACCGCACUUUCAACCGGUAGUUGGGAUUUCACGUUGAGAAUUUGGGCUUAA
This is a messenger RNA of Pediculus humanus corporis (human body louse), 1065 nucleotides long. RefSeq names its product Guanine nucleotide-binding protein subunit beta, putative. The record is from RefSeq and is a predicted model, not a curated record. The coding region runs from base 1 to 1065 and encodes 354 amino acids. NCBI's taxonomy places the organism in Eukaryota, Metazoa, Arthropoda, Insecta, Psocodea, Pediculidae. Gene Ontology annotation, biological process: G protein-coupled receptor signaling pathway; G protein-coupled dopamine receptor signaling pathway. Gene Ontology annotation, cellular component: cytoplasm; heterotrimeric G-protein complex. The transcript has 7 exons. Gene Ontology annotation, molecular function: protein binding; signaling receptor complex adaptor activity.